UGGGAAUCUCCCAUUCUUCUCCCACCCACCACCGCCACCACCAUCCAUCCUCAUGACCCUCGUCUUCUUCAACACACUAUUCUUGGGCACACUAUCCUCACACAGACACAGACAGACACCUCAGCCCUUUUCUCUUCAGUCCACCACCUUAACUCACAGUCUGAGCGGCUGCAGACCUGCCCCUGGCGCCACCGGCUUCUUCCUUGUAUCCGCCAUCCGAUUCCCUGGACUACGGCUGGCUUUCCCUUACCUCACCUUAUUCUCCCGUUGCUCGGCUGGAUUGCUCGCUGCAGGAAUGCCUACGGCUGCUCUCGUCAAUGGAACGAGAGAGUGCGAGGACAAGGAUGAGGACGAGGUGCCUUGCCGCAUGGUGGAAACACAUGUCACCUAGUUCAUGACCGAGGAUCGCUCCGUCAAAGACGAUUGCCCUUCAGAGAGUAGGCGUUCGAAUCCUCAUGUUUCGAU
This is a messenger RNA of Colletotrichum godetiae, 465 nucleotides long. RefSeq lists its product as uncharacterized. Bases 53 to 391 code for a protein of 112 amino acids. The transcript has a single exon. The record is from RefSeq and is a predicted model, not a curated record. NCBI's taxonomy places the organism in Eukaryota, Fungi, Ascomycota, Sordariomycetes, Glomerellales, Glomerellaceae.